CUUUGAACAUUGACAUAACAAUAAAUUCCAAAUUGUGUUGUCAAAAUGUUACUGUUAACACCAAAAAUGACGUUGACUCGUAAAACACUAGUUAUAAAGAAUUUUCACCAAAAUGAAAAUAAUACAAAAUCCAUACAUACUGCUAUUCGUUCUCUACAAAUCGAUUUAAACAGUAUUUUAAAAUCGCAACCAAGAAAAUUAUCUCUUCAAGAAUUGUUCAGCGUUGUUGAAAAUCUUCACAGCACUCAUAGGAACCUUUUGUAUAAUAAACUAAAGGAUAUUUUAGAAGAUGUUUUGAUGGAAAAACUGGAGCAGCUCAAUAAAAAUGGCGAAGAUUUAUUGGUAACCAUCAAUAAUGUUUGGACGGAGUUUUGCAAAAAUGUUUGUACAAUUAAAAAUAUUUUUCUAAAUUGUGAUAGAUCUUCACAAAACCUUAAUAAGUAUAACACUGUUCAUCAACUAACCACAGGUUUGUUCAAGACUAUAAUAAUUCUAAACCCAAAAGUCAAGAAUGCUUUAACAGACAACAUAAUUACUUUGAUUCAAUAUCAAAGAAGAGGUAACGAAAUUGAUACUUAUUUAUUAAAAUCGGUGUUAGAAAUGUUGUCUGAUUUACAAGUUUAUAGUGAUAUUUUUCAAAUAGAAUUUUUGAAAAAUUCCAAUAUCUUUUACGCAGAUGAGGGUAAUAUUUUAAUAAAUAUGAUUGAUGUAAGAACUUAUCUGAAACAUUGCCAAGCCAGAAUUAAAGAGGAACAAGAGAAAUCUAAAUUCUAUCAAAAUAAAUACACAUCUUCGGCUGUAUUGGAAAUUCUCAAUCAAAAUUUAAUUAAAGAUCAUCUGAAGGAAAUCCUAGAAAACGUUUUUAAGCUAUUAGACAAAAAAGAGAUUGGUAAUACAGAUUUAUUGAUUUUAUAUAAUCUGGUUAAAAAAGUAUUAUUGGGUUUGAAGAGCCUUACAGAAUUUUUUAUUGAAUAUAUUAUGAAACGAGGAACCUAUAUUGUCAGUAGACCAGAUAACGAAAAGACAAUGAUACAAGAACUGUUGGAUUUCAAAGACGAGUUAGACAAUAUGGUUGAACGCGGAUUCAAAGGCAACGAAUCUUUUACAGACAUUAUAAGAAACUGUUUCGUAAGAUUCAUCAAUAGCAAACAGAACAAACCAGCACAAUUGUUGGCCAAAUACAUCGACAUCAAACUUAGAUCUAAAGAUUUGUCUGAAGAAGAAUUGGAGAAUAUUUUAAAUAAAGUGAUGGUCUUGUUCAGAUACAUUCAGGGGAAAGAUAUUUUCGAAGCAUUUUAUAAGAAAGAUUUAGCUAAAAGAUUGUUGUUGGGAAAAUCUACAAGUCAAGAUGCCGAAGACAGUAUGAUUGGUAAACUAAAAGUGGAGUGCGGUGCAGGUUUUACUUCUAAAAUAGAAGGCAUGUUUAAAGAUAUCAACAUCAGUCAAAGUAUGAACAACGCCUUUAAACAGCAUUUAUUUCACAUUUGUUCUACCAUUACUUCUGAUCUCUGUAUAAAUGUUUUAACAAGCAGUUUCUGGCCGAAUUAUCCCAUCUAUAAGGUAAACUUACCUUCGGAAUUGGUAAACUACCAAGUAAUUUUCCAAAAAUUUUACUCUAUCAAUCACAACGGAAGGAAGCUCGUAUGGCAACCAAAUCUUGGUCAUUGUAUUGUAAAAGCGGUUUUCGAAAGCGGUAAUAAAGAACUACAAGUGUCCUUAUUUCAGGCCAUAGUCCUUUUACUCUUUAACGAAUCCAAUAAAUUGACUUUCAGCGAGAUUCACGAACUUACCAAUAUAGAUAUAGAAGAAUUAAAGAGAACUUUAAUAUCUUUGGCCUGUACAAAGAACAGAGUUCUACUCAAACAAUCUAAAAACCGAGAGAUUGAAGCUGACGAAACGUUUUGCAUUAAUAAUAAAUUUAGCGAUAAACUGUUCAGAGUUAAAAUAAACCAGAUACAACUGAAGGAAACCGUUGAGGAUCAGCAGGCAAUUGAGAAAAGUGUUCUGGCUGAUAGACAAUUUCAGAUCGACGCGGCUAUUGUAAGAAUCUUGAAAAACAAAAAGAAGAUUAGCCACAACGAGCUGAUAUCUGAAUUAUUCAAUAAUUUGGACAUACCUGUCAAGCCUUACGAUCUUAAGAAGAGAAUAGAAUUAUUGAUAGAGAGGGAAUACAUGGAGCGUGACAAAGACGACCCCACUAAUUAUAUUUAUAUAGCUUAAAAAAAUAUAUAAUUUAAAUUGUUCUACUUUAAUAUGUUGUUG
Messenger RNA from Psylliodes chrysocephalus, 2262 nucleotides. The record is from the annotation of a GenBank genome assembly. Lineage: Eukaryota; Metazoa; Arthropoda; Insecta; Coleoptera; Chrysomelidae.